AUGGCGCUAUCUGACCGACCCAGCCGAAAGGCUAAACGGACGGACGUAGAUUAUGCAGUUCUGUCGUCAGGUCAACAAAUACCCGAGUAUUCCGACGAGAAUGAUGACUCAGAUGACGAGAAUUAUGGCUCGAACUAUAAGAAAAAGCGUCGCAAACAAGGUGCUGAAUGUUUUAUCUGCCAUCGACCGCCAAGAACUUACCGAAAUACAAUGCUACAAUGUGACAACUGUUCACGACUAUACCAUGCAGCAUGUGGUAAGCCCUUCCAAUCAGCUUCAAUCCUAGGAAACACAAGUUGCUACGAAUGUCUUCAAGAAGCUAAAGUCGACUUGUUAAGUGCAUUGCCUCGCAAAACACUAGACUCGAUCACCGACUUUAUUCAACUUUUAAAAAAGGCAAAAAAGAUCGUUGUGAUUGCUGGAGCUGGUAUUAGUGUGUCGUGUGGCAUUCCAGACUUUCGUUCAAAGGAUGGUAUUUAUGCCAUGGCACGCAAUAUGGAUGUUGUAUUACCAGAACCUGAGUGUUUGUUUCAGAUAGACUACUUUCGAGACGACCCAGCACCAUUUUUUGAAGUAGUACGCAAUGCUUUUGCCAGCUCACCCAAACCGUCACCAACGCACUGGUUUUUAAGGCUGUUACAAGAUAAAAAAAAGUUGCUUCGCGUGUAUACACAAAAUAUUGAUGGACUCGAGGAAGCUGCUGGUGUGACAAGGUGUAUCCCUUGCCACGGUAGUUUUGCUUAUUCAGCAUGUAUGCGCUGCAAGAAGCGAAUACCUACAAAUUCUUUAAUGUCGGUUAUUCAAGCUGGAAUUGUUCCUACGUGCUCACAAGCAAAUUGUCGCGGUGUUUUGAAGCCAGAAAUUACUUUUUUUGGUGAAAUUUUGGACGAUAAAGUUAGUACCAUGAUCACAAAAGAUCGUUUACGAGCAGAUUUGCUGAUUGUCAUUGGAACAUCUCUUAAAGUUGCACCUGUGAUGGAGAUUCCAAGCUACUUGCCGUCGCAUAUUCCCCAAGUUGUCAUUAACAAGACGGCGUUGAAGAAGAAGAAGUUAAAGUCGAAAAACUUGUCGGCCGGUGGAACAAUGAGCCAAAUUAGUGGAACUCAAGACAGCAAAAUGGACGAAGAUAAUGAAGAGGAGUUUGACAUGUCGCUCUUGGGAAAUUGCGACGAUAUUGUUCGCUACAUUUGUGCCCAAGCUGGUUGGGACUUGGAUCAGUAUGGACUCGAAUCUGCUCAAAAAACGGACCUUUUAAACGAUAAUCAGGUGCUGUCCCAUCAGCAGUCAACUGGCAAGCGAGUUUAUUGCUUUGGCGAAUGUCAAUGCAAGAAUAGAUUAGCUGCUGGUAUGGAUGAUGAUGAUGAUGGAGAAGAUCAGCAGGGGGGUGAAGAAGAAGAUGAAGGUCUUGAAGAAGAUAUUGUAUGUAAUCGUUGCGAACAGCAGAUCGAUACAGAAGCUGAUCCAGGGUCAAGAUGCAAGACAAUUCACUAUCGGUGCAAUGAGUGCUUUGACUAUGAUUUAUGUGGCGAUUGCUAUCCUAAGCGAAGAUAUACGCACAAAGGUGGCAAACAUCGGAAUUCAGUAGAUACUUCAGCUCAAAAUAUCUAA
Plasmopara halstedii is the source of this 1608-nucleotide messenger RNA. RefSeq lists its product as hypothetical. NCBI's taxonomy places the organism in Eukaryota, Oomycota, Peronosporomycetes, Peronosporales, Peronosporaceae. The record is from RefSeq and is a predicted model, not a curated record. Bases 1 to 1608 code for a protein of 535 amino acids. The transcript is spliced from 5 exons. Gene Ontology annotation, molecular function: NAD+ binding; zinc ion binding.